Molecule: messenger RNA, 6138 nt
Organism: Paramecium tetraurelia
Lineage: Eukaryota; Ciliophora; Oligohymenophorea; Peniculida; Parameciidae
Exons: 8
Biological process (GO): calcium ion import across plasma membrane
Cellular component (GO): voltage-gated calcium channel complex; membrane
Molecular function (GO): high voltage-gated calcium channel activity
Source: RefSeq, a predicted model, not a curated record
AUGAAAAAAGGAAGAGCAGAUAAUUAAGUUUAGCCUAUAAUAAAGAACAAAAAUUAGGCUUAGAGUGAAAAUCGGAAUCACUCAUAUGAUAAUGAUCGUCCUCAUCCUUAUGAAACUCCCCAGAAAUAUAACCACACUAGCAGAGAAGAGGAUAAACGAAUUAAUUAAAACCAAAAAGUAUAAUCCAAUAGGUUUCAAUAGGAGGACUCGAAACUGCCCUAUGAAAUCAAUUAUGAGAAUGAUUUUGAAAAUUAAAAAAUAUCAGAAUACUCUCUCGAUAGUAUCAGAAGAGAGGACCAUAUUGAAGAUAGAAUCAAUAAGCAUACAUUACACAAGUCAACUCACUUCUAUUCAAGAUUACUGAAAUCAUCUUCUCAAAAACACAAUAAAGAAUUAAAGCAAGAACCAGAGCCUGAAAAACCUGGUAUUGCUAUGAAUCUAUUAAAUGCUUUCGAUCAAUAAAAAUAACCAGAAGAGUAGGCUGAGUAUUUUAAUGAUGUAGAAUAUGAGAAGAUCAGUCGCAGACACUUAAAAUUGAUUAAAAGAAAUCCAAUGAAGGAUCCCUAUUAUGUUAGAUUAGUCAAGUUGUCAGAAUUUGAAAAGUUGAAUUACGAAUUGCAAAAAUACAACGAUACCUCGCCUUUUCUUUAGACGAGAAAACACCUUUUAUUCUCUAUCUAUUGCAUCCCUAUAUUAGCAAGGAAAAUCGUCAAUAAUGUGCUCUUCAAAAUUCUCAUGACCUUUCUCAUCCUCUUUAAUGUGGUUUUAUACAUAGUUGUUAAAACUAAUGGGAGAACUGACACAGGGACGAUCGAAUAAACUGUCAUGCUACUAUUUAUUUCUGAAAUCGGCUUGAGAAUAAUAGCAAGUGGAAUAUUCUUUAAUGAUUACGCCUUCUUUAGAAAUAUGGAAAACGUUUACGACUUUAUUUUAAUAUUCUUCACCGCCAUGAGCAUCUAUUACCCAGAUAUUAUCAUUAUUGAUGUCUCACCCUUGAGAUUGGUUACACUGUUGAUGUAUUUGACAAACAUCUUUCAAGGUCUGAAUGUGAUGAUGACAGCAUUAAAGCAGUCAUUCAAAUAUCUGAUAGAAGCUUUGAUGAUAGUCAUUAUGUUUUCUUUGAUCUUUGCAUCGAUGGGAAUAUUCCUGUUUCAAGGAUUGUUCAAUUAUAGAUGUCAAUACGAGAAUGGAGAUGAGACUGAAGGUUGGAUUCAGUGUAAUUAAGCCAGAUGUCCAGAUAAUAUGCAAUGUAUGUAUAGUGAGUACACACCCAAAAUGCCAACAUCCUUCAACAACUUGAUUGGAUCUUUAGGGUAGAUUUUGAGAACCAUUACAAUGGAUGAUUGGAGUUGGGUGAUGUUCUUCACAAUGAGGAUAUUUCAUCCUUGGAUUUGGCUGUAUUACUUGUUAAUUAUAUUCAUUGGGGGUUUCUUUGGAUUCAAUAUAGUUAUUGCAGUCUUGAAAGUCCAUUAUUCAGAAGCUACUCAAGAAAAUAAAGAGCAUGAGGAGGCUAAGGAAAUUCAAAAGAGAUUGAAAGAGGAGGAAGAGUUUCCAGAGAGAGAUCUACUUGAAACUUUGGAUGUAGCACAUCUGAGAGACAUCGGAAUUUACAAAGUGAUAAAGAAAUACAGAACUCUCCUAAACGAAAACUCAUUAGUAGAUUAUGCUAUCGAAGACCCAUCCAGCUUCAAACAAUCAUAUCAAACCACCAGAACUCUAUCUGCUCGAUAAAAGCAAUUAGAAAGUGGAAUUAUCAAACUCCCAUUUGUUGAUUUUGUUACAAGUUUCACUUGGAAGAGAUUUCUACUCCCCAAAUUCUAUAUCCUGGAUGAAUUGAUUAAGAAGAUCAAAAUCAAGAAUUACACCGAAGACGAGUUUAAUAUGCAAGUUAUUGAAAAGUUAAAGGGAAUAAAAUUUUCAAGAUUAUAACCUCAAGUUAAUAAGGAAGUUAAAUAGAAUUUCAUCUCCCAAAAUGAUAUUCUAUUAAAACUAAUUGACUAAUAGGAUGUUAUCCAAUAAGAAAAGGUCUUCAAUUUAGAAAAGAUUAGAGCAACGAAGUUUAAAAUGAUCUAUCAUCAGAUAAAACUAAAAGGUUAAGGCUAAUUCAGUAAAACCAAUCUCAAUAAGUCUCUGUUCCCUACGAAAAGCAAAACCCAAUCUCCAUUCGUUAGUAUGAUGUAAAAGAAAAUGGAAAAUUCAACAGAUUCUCUCAUUUAAUUAGAUAAAACUGUUGACAAGCAUUCUAAGAUGCUUCAUUCGGGUAAUUCUGAGGUGGUACUUAAGUAAUUUACAGUAUAUAAAAAUGGCCAGCUUUAUGUUUUCAUUUAGGGAUAUUACACUAAGUAUGAUGGAGUUAAAGAAAAAAUUAAUCAAAAAAUUCCAAUUAUUAAUCACAAUUUGGUUUCGAAUUAAUUUAAGUAUGAGGGAAUGAGAAUGAAGGAGUAUUAGCAUUAAAAAUAGAUAAGUAAGCAUAAUUGGUCAGGAAAGGAUGUUCUUGAAGUGAAUAAGACGAGAAUGAGGCAAUUUUACUCGAUCUUAAUGGUGCUUAAUAGAGUAGACAUCAUUAUAUGGAUAAAGGGCUUGAAGGGGUUAUAUAUAAUGUCUUAAAAAUAUGCCUAUCUUAUUGCCACUGCUAGAUUCAGUCAAUUCUUCUUUGAUUUAGUCAUCCUAAAUAAUUUCACUUUUUUAUCUCUCUAAGGAAUUGUGGACAUAUCUAUAAUAUCUACAGUGGAAGACAUCUCCACAAUUUUGCUAUGCUGUGAGCUAGUAACGAGAUUCAUUGGAUUUAAAUUGAAAGACAUAUUAAAAUCUGCUGAUAUGAUAUUGCAAUCAGCCAUCGUCAUCUUAAACUUCUUUGAAUUGACGAUGAGUGAUUAUAUGACUACGUUGAGUGAAUAGAAUUUGAGAUUAAUCAGAGGAACUAAGUGUUUAUUAUUUUAUAGAUGUCUCAAAUACAACAAGAUGGCAAUUACAAUUGGACAUAUUGCUUCAAUGACAUUUGAUUAGUACAUCUAUUUGGCAUUUCUAAUGUUUCUAGUCAUAUUUAUGUAUGCUCUAAUAGGAAUGGAGAUGUUCGUAGGAUAGUUUGAUUAAUAAGAUUCACUAGGACAAUUGCAUUCGUAUGAGAACAUUUUCAAAUCGUUUAUGACUAUUUUCAAUAUCAUGACAAAUGAUGACUGGUAUGGAGUUUAUGUAAUUGGCAGUGAUGUAGAUCACACCUUCUCUAUUAUCUACUCUUUUUCUCUAGUUUUAAUUUUGAAUUAUUUGACUUAUGGUUUAGUUAUGGCAGUAUUGUUAGAUGGUUUCGGAAAGUAUUUAGAUUAACCAAUAGAAGAAAUUCAGAAUGAAAUAAAAAAAAAUAUUAAUGAAUAAUUAUAGCACAUUACUUAGAAUUCAGAUGAAAUAUAGAUGAAUUUGGUUGAAACAAUUGAAGAAAUUAUAGUGUCUAAUAAAAACAUCUCCCAAGAAGAUCCUGGUAAAUCUAAGCCCAAUUUAAUAUAUAAUCUUUUAAAAUCCAUAAAAUAAAUAAACAAGAAAUUGUUGUCGAAAACUCCAAAAUUAUAUGAAGGCAUUGAAUGCGAACAGUCUCUGUAUUUGUUUGAUAAAGAUAAUCCAUUUCGAAUUGUAUGCACUCAUUUAACCAGUUCAUAAAUAUAUGUCUAUUUGAUGGACAUUGUCACGUAUUUGUCCAUUAUUGCUUUCAUUCUCAAAACCUAUAACGAUUUUGAGAAAGAUAGUGAAUCAUAUCCAGACACUAUUUAAUUCUCUUGCAACAUCAUCCAAUUGGCUGAUACAAUUUUUAAUGUAAUUUCUAAAGGGUUAUAUAUGGAUAAUGGGUCGUAUUUAGUGUCAACAUUUUAAGUUCUUGAUUUCAUUUAUUAAGUGUCAAACAUCAUAGCAUUUGGCAGCAACCCGGAUGAUUUCAAACCCAUUUUAAAGAUCUUGCUUUAUUUAGGUUAUUUUAGACCAAUGAAAUUAAUGUAUAGACUAAGUUGGUUGACCAAUUUGAGAGAAGCCAUAGGGAGAUCUCUCUUUGAUAUUUUUAAUGUGCUCAUUACUUUACUCUCUGUAUGGAUGAUAUUCGGAGUGUAUGGGAUAAUUUUGUAUGAAUAAUAAUUUGGGUAUUGUGAGGAUAAGAUGCAAUUUGAAGUAAACAAAGAGACAUGUUUAAGUGAAGGUAGGAUUUGGGUGAAUUACAAACAUAACUUCGAUAACAUUACAAUAGCUGUUCCAACUCUAUUUGUGACAGCAACUUUGGAUGGAUGGGGUGAAAUAUAUUAGGUUGCUGAGAACAGUUAAUUUGCUGAAAUAGGUCCAUAAGGAUUUAAUUCCUAUAUUGUAACCUACAUUUUCUUUUUGAUUUUCGUAUUUAUAGGGUCUAUGUUCUUCCUAAGUCUAUUUACAGGAGUGUUGUAUACAAAUUUGAAGAAGAAUCAGUAAGAGAUCGAGAAUACCGAAGUGACACAAUCUCAAAAAGAGUUCAAAGAGAUCUCAAACAUGUUGAUAAAUGACUUUCCUACUUUCUCCACUCCUCCUACUAGUGGCAUCAGAAAGAUUGCUUCAGAUAUCACUAAUAGCAUGACAAUCUAGAAAUUUCUGUUCUUCUUAUUGUGGGUAGACUUUGUAAUUUUACUGAUGUUUACAUCCACAAUGACAGACGAAUAUUUCAGAACCAUCAAUAAUAUCCAUAAUGGAUUGAGUGUGACUUAUUUCAUUUGGGUUUCGUUAUUGUUCCUGGCUUUGGGUGUAAAUAGAUACUUUGAUAAUUCAUGGAGAAGGUUCUAUUUUUUUCUGAUUGUCAUAGCAGCAGCAGAUUUGAUUGCUGAUUAUUCUGUUGAUUGGGUAAUGAUUUACUAUAAAUCGAAUCCAAAUAAUGAGGGUUACUAAUUAAUGAGAUUGUUUUUCUCAUUAAGAAGUCUCAGGAUCAUAUUGAUAUUCCAAGGAUUUAUAAAUCUAUAAAGGUUAAUCAACGUCAUUUUGUUUGCAUUACCAUAUUUGGGAAAGAUCUUUUCUAUCCUAAUUAUUACAAUGCUUGUAUUUACACUAUUUGGAUGUCAACUCUAUGGAACAAUAGAUGCUGGUCUAGUAAUGGAUGAUUAAUUAAAUUUCAUGAAUGCAGCAAGUGGAAUGAUGACUCUGUUUAAAUGUGCCUCAGGGGAUGAUUGGAGAACCAUUAUGACUGACACUAUGCACCAUAACCCUUUAUGUUGGGAAGACCCUAAAUAUUGUGGAACAUUCUACAGCUAAAUCUAUUUCUUUUUAUUCAUGUUCUUCUCGACUUAUGUGUUGCUCACUCUAUUUUUAUUGAGUUUGGUCGAGCAAUUUGAGUCCUUCUUUUAAUUGUAGAACUCACCCAUACAAACCUAUGUGGAGAAUAUUGAUAAAAUCAAGACAGUCUGGUGUAAAUACUCCUCAGAAACCUAAGGACAGACCAUGCAUUAUAAAUUCCUUUGUAGAUUUCUAUUGGAUAUUGGAAAACCUUUGGGAGGAGGCGAGGAUGAAAACUUAUGGGAUGUCGCCAAAAUUGCAUCCUCCUUCAAAUUGAAAUGUGAUCAUUAUGGAUAUAUACAAUACAAUUAGUUGAUUUAUGAACUAUUCAGAGUUAAAUUUCAUGCAGAAGUAUUCAAGGAAGGCACUCCAGAUUCCAUCAAACAGAUUAAGUAGUACAACAAGGAAACUUAACUUCGUCUCAUGUACUAUAGAAAGAAUAAACACAUCGAAAGAUCCAACAUCAGUUCUGCCCUUCAACUCAAGGCCAAUUUCAAUAUUCUCCAUGAUUAUUUGACAGUUCUCAUCUUAUUCAAGACUUGGGAGUCGUACAGCAAACUACUGAUCAAGAAACUAGCCAAGAAAUAAAACCAGUUCUCAGAUGAGGCCAUCUCUUUAGAUGCUGAAUAAGAACAGAACAACAACAGAAAUCCAAAUCAUCUUAUAGAGCAAGAUGUUUUCGAAGGCUCAGGUGAUGAAGAAACCGAAAAUUGUCAGAGAGUCAUCAAAUAACACCACAUUACUAAUGAAAGUCAUUAAAAUUCCCACUUAGAACUUCCAAUCUACAAGAGUUAACAACCUUUUUCAAUAUAGGAAGAAGACAUUAAACUGAUUUUGUCGCCAGAGCCUGAAAGGUUAAAAAAUAAUUGA